AUGCGACCAUCUGUAGCACCUGAGGACCAUGGGGCUAUUAUCUUGACCGCGGACCGCAGUGCGACGCGCGAAACCGUGACGCCAUCCGGUCCAUCAAUCGCAGCAUCGAAUCCAGCAAAGGAUACCCAAGUUGGCUGUCAUUCCCCUCAACGCGGUAGUUCCUCUGACAACCUCAAGCUCCCUCAACUUAACUCCGCUUCCCAAAAUUCAUGGGUUGUUCAAGCACAAACGCACUCCAUCCUCAUAUUUUCCGCAAUUUGGGGUCUCCUGACCAGACUCGGCGUCACUGCAAUUGGGAAUUUCCACGGUCAAAAUGUCUUCAGUUUAUUGCUGGUUCAAGUCGUAGGCUGUCUCAUUAUGGGUACAUCAGUAGCCCUUCAAGCUAGAUUGGGUAAAAUUCAUUCGUUGUUAUACUUCGGGAUCACCACAGGCUUUUGCGGCUCAGUCACUACGUUCAGCAGCUGGAUGUUGCAAGUUUUCCAGACUUUCAGCAACACUUCUAAGUUCUCGCGUGGCAGGUUUAGUGAUUUCUUAGAUGGGCUCAAUCUAACGCACGUCACGAUUGGACAGUGUCUCUUUGCCUUGCAAACUGGACUUUUUCUCGGGCAUAUCAUUGAAAACGUUAUCACCACCAGAACACAUCGACUUGGCCUCAAUACCUCAAUCCGCUCCUCGAGACGCGAUACAAGUGCCUACUGGAAGAUACCCACGAUUUUCAUCAUUCUGGCUGGUCCUUUGACCUGGUUAGGAUCAGUUUUCCUUUUUAUUUGGGGACCGAUCCGAUGGCGGGGACCCAUGACAUACAGCAUGAUAAUCGCUCCAACAGGGACGGUGCUGCGGUAUUAUUUCGCCAAGCUGAACGCCCGAGAACUCUCGAUUAACAACACGUUUCCAGCGGGCACCUAUCUGGCUAACGUGGUUGCUACAGGUCUACUAGCCCUAUUCUCUGCUUUACAAUAUACAUCUGCUGCCCGAACCAAUCCAGAAUAUUGCGCAAGCUUGCAGGGAUUGAGAGACGGGUUCUGUGGAUGUCUUAGCACAAUCAGUACCUUCUUUUUAGAACUACAUCGUGCCGGUCCCAAUUAUAAAAACUUCCGUUAUGCCCUCACCAGUUGGCUAUCAGGUCAACUUCUUUGCCUCAUGAUCUUUGGCAUUUACUUUUGGACUCGUGACCCCCAAGAACGUUGCAUCUUCCCUUCAUGA
Molecule: messenger RNA, 1203 nt
Organism: Puccinia triticina
Lineage: Eukaryota; Fungi; Basidiomycota; Pucciniomycetes; Pucciniales; Pucciniaceae
Exons: 3
Coding region: 1-1203 (400 amino acids)
Biological process (GO): fluoride transmembrane transport
Cellular component (GO): membrane
Molecular function (GO): fluoride transmembrane transporter activity
Source: RefSeq, a predicted model, not a curated record